Purpureocillium takamizusanense is the source of this 1802-nucleotide messenger RNA. RefSeq names its product Acylglycerol lipase. The coding region runs from base 185 to 1165 and encodes 326 amino acids. NCBI's taxonomy places the organism in Eukaryota, Fungi, Ascomycota, Sordariomycetes, Hypocreales, Ophiocordycipitaceae. The record is from RefSeq and is a predicted model, not a curated record. The transcript has a single exon.
CAGUCAUCCGUCCUCUUCGCUCUUCAACUCGUCACUUCUGGCAUUAAUUUCAUUCAUUCUCUGCAGAAUCAUCUGCCUUGGGAUUCGCAUCGAGAGCUAAGCACGCUGCUACACAAAAAACAAAGGACACACUCCUUGCCGCCAUCCACCGCCAGCUACUGGAGCAGGAGCCACGAAGCCCGCAAUGCCCUCCAGCACGGCCCUCGACGCCCUCGGACACGCCGUGUCGGGCUCCGCCGGCACGGCCAUCUCGACGGCGGCCGUGUUCCCGCUCGACCUGGUGACAACGCGGCUCAAGGUGCAGCGGCGGCGGCGCGACCAGCAGGAGCAGUACGACGGCGUCGUGGAUGCGCUCCGGGGCAUCGCGCGCAGCGAGGGCGGCGUGUCGGCGCUGUACAACGGGCUGGGGCCCGACGUGGCCAAGUCGGUCGUCGACAGUUUCCUCUUCUUCGGCUUCUACAGCUACCUGCGCGGGCGGAACCGCCACCCCAGCGUGGUGCAGGAGCUGCUCAUGGGGUCGCUGGCGGGCGCGUGCUCCAAGGCCUGCACCACGCCCAUCUCGAGCGUCGUGACGCGCAUGCAAAUGUCCUCGGGCAGUGAGACGCUGCGCGAGAUGCUCGCCGACAUACGCAGGGAGAGCGGCGUGCUGGGUCUGUGGUCGGGUUACUCGGCGACGCUCAUCCUGACCCUCAACCCGAGCCUCACCUUCUUCGUCAACCGAAGGCUGGCCAAGCGCGUGCUGCCGGCUCUCGAGGAGGAGGACAUCCCCAUUGCCUGGGCUGCCUUCCUGUUGGCUGCCUUUAGCAAGGCGGCCGCCACCGCUCUCACAUAUCCGUUUCAGACGGGCAGGACGAGGCUGCAGAUUCCCAGCGAAACGCCUGCGGAGGAGGCGUCAGAGAAGGAUAAGGGCCUGGGCAGCCAGCAGAAGACGUCUCUCCUGGGCCGGCUGCUGGAGUUCCUCGACAAGACCGUCAUAGGGGUCAUAUUCAGAAUCGUGAAACGGGAGGGGUUGAGGGCUCUGUACGAUGGCCUGCAAGGUGAACUGCUGAAGGGCUUCUUCAGCCACGGCCUAACUAUGCUCACCAAGGGCCUCUUGCACCGCCUCGUUAUCCGCUUGUGGGUUCUUUCGCGGCCUCAUUUGCGGAAACGGCUGCAGGGCAAAUGAUUUUCCCCUUUGGGCAAGGAUGCGUCUAAGCUGCUUACAGCAUACUUCCAUGGGGCGGAUGCACCUGGCGUCAGGCCCAGCGGCGCCGAUCAACACUGGAAUGCCUCGCCGAGCUUUGCUACCACGUUUGCGCCGCGGGCUGAGAACCCAGUCCCUUCUGAUUUCAGGGCUAUCAAUCCCGGCGGGAGGGCAGCGCUUGAUUCUCGGUGCUUCGAUGCCUUGCCCGUCACAAGGGUGUCGCAGACGUAGCACAUGAUGGGCGCCUCCUCGCCCUCCUGCUUCGAGGUUUUCUUGGGUGGGAUGAGGAACUUCUUGACACAGCUCAUACAGAGGACAUGGCCGCAUUGCUCCGUCAUGACAGCAUUGGACGUGUUGGAGAGCGCCUUUAGGCAUGAGGGACAUAUUCGGCGGUCGCUCUUGGUGGAUGGAUCCGUUUCCUCCUUGAAGUUGACGGUGAUGAGUUUGUGCAGAGAUAUCGGGUGGGGGAGGUCAUCGGGCGCCGAAGGGCAUAUCGGGACGGCUUUGUCCUUUCUGACAGCGUUGGGAAGCUUCGAAUCGUGCACAUCGGGGGUCAGAGACGGCGUCCAGAAUGAUGGUAGCGUGGGUUUGGCAGCCUGAAGAGGGCGACAGUUAGCUG